This is a messenger RNA of Rhopilema esculentum, 3816 nucleotides long. RefSeq lists its product as uncharacterized. Lineage: Eukaryota; Metazoa; Cnidaria; Scyphozoa; Rhizostomeae; Rhizostomatidae. The record is from RefSeq and is a predicted model, not a curated record. Gene Ontology annotation, molecular function: protein binding.
UAUUUGUCCAUUGUGAAGUAAAGAACGGUUUAUAUUAACCGAUCUCUCAUUCGUCCAAUUUGAUCUCAAAUCCACGGCAAAGGUUAUCCGGCAAAGCAAUAAUGUUGAAAGGGAUGAACAUCAUAUUAGCUCGCAUUGUGUAAUGAAUGAAGUAUCAUUUCAGGCCUGAUCUAAACCGAAUUUCGUUGCGCAUUUUAAUGUGCGUACUUGUACUUUUAAAGUGAUACCAAGAUGCAGCAAGGAAUAGCCAUUAGAUGGCGAUACCUGAAAGACAGUAUAAUGCAGAGGACAAAUUUGAACAGGGUCGACGAGGAAGAAAAGAGUGAAGAAACCCAAACAAUGAAAUCUAGCAAAAUUGAGGAUGGAGCUAAUUUGUCUCCUCUUCAUGUUGCUGCCAUUAUGGGUAACAAGUCUAAGAUGAUUCAGCUUUUAAAAGAACAUAAAGAAGACAUAGAUAAAGGGGACAAGAUUGGAAGAACACCUCUUAUUUAUAGUAUCUUGGGAGACAGAUGUGACUGUGCUGAGGCACUCAUAAAAUCUGGGGCAGAUGUGAGUAAGGCUGAUGUUGAUGAGAGAACUGCUCUACACUGGGCAGCAUAUCAGGGAAAUCAAAAGUUUGUCAAACUAUUGCUGGAUAAAGGGGCAAAACAAGGUUUACAAGAUAAAGAAGGAAGGACUCCACUACACUUGUCACUAAGCCAUGAUAACAUAAAGGUUAUGGCAAGGCUUCUAAAAGAUGCAGAUAUUGAUUGCCAGGAUGGUAACGGGAUGACUCCGCUGCAUUUCAGUGUUGCUUAUGAACGUGUCGAGCACACUAAAAUGUUGCUGCAUGCAAAAGCUUCUCCAGACUGUCUGGAUAAUAGUAAAAUGACUGUGUUACACUGGGCAAAAACAAACAAAGAAACCACUAUUGUCAGCAAGCUUUUGGACUAUGAGCGAGUCAUGUUGAUUUUAAACUCGAAGGACAGCGAGGGUCGAACUGCUUUACACCUGUAUGUUGCUGUCGAUAACAAGGCAUUAGUUCGUUAUUUGGCAUCACGCGAAGACUGUUUGCUCUCCGAACAAGAUCACAUGCAAAGGACUCCAUUGCACCUUGCAGCCAUUCUUGGUCACACUGAAAUUGCAGAGGUCCUUCUAAGUCAUGGCUGCGAAGCUCUCAUCCCGGACAACAACGGUGUCCGACCUCUUCACUACGCGGCACAGAAUAACUUUGCAAAGACUUUGGAAGCAAUGUUGCAGCAUGAAAACGUUAAUGACGAACCGGACAAUGAUGGUCGCACCGCACUUAUGUGGGCCGCUGCUAAAGGUGCCUACGAUGCGCUGAAUGUGUUCAUAUCACAAAAGCCAGAUGUUCUAGCGUGCGAUUGCUUUGGCGCUACAGCCCUUCACAUGGCAAGUGAGGGAGGACACAUCCAGUGCGUGUCUUUGCUGUUACAGCACCAAGCAGGCGUCAAUGCACUCGAUGAGCAGCAAUAUACACCAUUAUUUUGUGCCUGUCAAAUGGGACAUCGUGAAGUUGUCGAGACACUGCUUUUACAUGGUGCCGUUGUUGAUCUUGAAGAUAAGGAGGGUCGAACGCCAUUACACUGGGCGGCGGUUGGAGGUCGCACGGAAAUCUGUGCAAUGCUUAUCAGCCAUGGAAGUGAUGUUUCAAAACGAGAUAAGCUUGGGCGCCCAGCUUUACAUUAUGCUGCUUAUGGUGGGUUCUUCAGCUGCAUGUCCUUGUUAUUGGAAUAUGGUUCAGAUGUUGAUGUCCGUGACAAUACGGGUGUGACUGCGCUUCACUGGGCCUGUGCCUCAGGAUCUCUGGAUGCCGUGAAAUUGCUGUUUACAUACAAUGCAUUUCCAAAUUUUGUUGAAACUGAGGGAGACAAGCUUACCCCCUUGGAUUAUGCAAUAGUUCGAGAACACCAAGAUGUUGCUCAGUUCAUGAUUGAGCACGGUGCGUUCACCAUUGCUGGAAUACAAGACGAGGCCGCCACUGUAAUACAAGCCACUUGGCGAGGAUAUAGCUGGAGAAAAUCUUUUGAGGAGCGAAAGCAGUUUCUGAUUCUACACGAGAAACGACGUAGAGAAACAAAGAAAAAGUCGAAUACUGGAGAAAAUGAGCUUCCCCGGUUGACAUACGAGGGCAGUCAGUUUGAAAGUGAUGCAGGGCUUUCAAAAAGCUUCCCUAAAGAUACUUUUGGGGCUCCCGAAUUAAAUGAGAAGUUUAAUGGCAGCGCGUAUUUGGAGAAAGAAAGCGAUAUACGAAAACCUUAUAUACAAAACGACGAAUUUGAACAUAUGGACGCUUAUGAUAAUUACCUAGUACACAAUCCAUCUGGUGUAAGCUAUGAUGAACUCGUGAAAAAUGAGCUUUCCCAAGACCAUUACCAGAGACAAUCUGAUGUACGUUUUUUGGACAAAGAUAUAGAUGAAAAUGAGAAAGGAGGUUCUGCGAGAAUGGUUUCCAGCGAAAAGUGCGAUAAUAGUUUGGGUAAAAGUUUGGAGAGCGAUGAAGGAUUUUUACUUGAAAAUAAAUUUCAAAGUAAAAUCGGUCUAAAUGACUCGCGUUCAUAUCAAAAUGAUGUUGAACAGGAAAGAGGUAUGCAAAUUGGUCUAAGAAACGAAAAACAGUCUCUGAGUUCGUUACCAGAAAUAAAUUAUACUCAAAAAAAACUGCCUAAUCAAAAAAGAGAGGAAAUCCAUAAAGUUAAAAAUGUUUCAGAAAGAUUAAUACUAGAUGACGAAAUGAAAAAACCUGGUCCAGGUGAUCAAUUGUCAAAUCGAGUAGAAAAAGAAUAUGAGACAAAAGUUCUGGAUCGGCAAAUUUCGCUUGAUGUUGGAGAUCAGUCUGUGAUUCAAAGAACUGCAAGGCUUUACAAGGCACUGCCUACACCGAGUACUUCAUCAAGUACAUAUAGUUUUAGUUCAAAUGGCAAUUUAAAACCGUGGCAAAUAUAUAAACGAGAACGACAUCGAAAGCUUCUGAUAAGGCGGAAAAUAGAAUCUGCAGUUGUUAUUCAAAGAGCAUUUAGGACUCACAUUUCAAAGCAGCGCUCGUCUGAUGGAGGGAGAACGAGCACGGCUGUGAAGGAAAUUGAAGCUCGAGAUAGGCGUAUUAUGGAAGAUAUAGCUGCGUUAGUGAUCCAGCUACAUUGGAGAAAAUACAUGAAAAGGAAGUUGAUGAAAGAGAAGCAGGAAGAAAAACGGGAGGCAUUGGAUGCUAGACUCCUAAGCGCACGCGACAGGAAACAAAAAUUCACUCUACGACCUCGUUCAUCUGAAAAUAAUGAAACACCUCGUAGGAGAAUAACUUCUAGUAAAACGAGACCGAAAAAUACAGAUAACAGUACGCCUAGAGCUCCAAAUCAACGCGAGGAGUUCCCUAGCAUAAAAAAUACCAAUACUAAAGUUGAUGAAGUGCAAGUUGGAAUUCGGGAUCAUACCAGUCAAUUGAAAUCAAGGCCGAAAACAGACGGAAACGACAGUAGAAGAGGCAGCCGAACAGGGCAGAAAAUAUCAUUGGCACCUGCGAAGCAGAGUCGCUUUCAUGGGGCAUCAACCAAAGAAAACCAGGCAACUGCACAGGCUGUUUCCACGACUGCUUUCAAAAUGUACAUGCCUCAAAAUUGGUCAUCAAAUUUGCAAAAAUUUCCUGUUCGAUACUGAUAUGGCUGAUAAAUUUUUCAAAAAGAUUGGAUCUCUUCCAUUGCGGCAGUUUCUCAUACUCUGUCACAGUCAUUCCAAAUACCUUUUUGAAGUCUUCUGGUGACAGGUAGAACUGAAAGAUGUUUAUUGGCAAAAGUUUAUGAAACAGUUGUCUAAGAAACU